Messenger RNA from Beauveria bassiana ARSEF 2860, 297 nucleotides. Its product is annotated as anaphase-promoting complex subunit 11. Gene Ontology annotation, biological process: anaphase-promoting complex-dependent catabolic process; positive regulation of mitotic metaphase/anaphase transition; protein ubiquitination. Lineage: Eukaryota; Fungi; Ascomycota; Sordariomycetes; Hypocreales; Cordycipitaceae. The transcript is spliced from 4 exons. Bases 1 to 297 code for a protein of 98 amino acids. The record is from RefSeq and is a predicted model, not a curated record. Gene Ontology annotation, cellular component: anaphase-promoting complex; nucleus. Gene Ontology annotation, molecular function: cullin family protein binding; zinc ion binding; ubiquitin protein ligase activity.
AUGAAGGUCACCAUCAAGGAGUGGAAUGCCGUCGCUACUUGGCGGUGGGAUAUUCCCGAGGACGACGUCUGCGGUAUUUGCCAGGUUCAUUUCGACGGGACGUGUCCCUCGUGCAGAUAUCCGGGCGACGACUGCGCACUACUAUCCGGCAAAUGCGGGCACAACUUUCACAUGCACUGCAUCAUGGAGUGGAUCAAGCAAGAAACUUCACGAGGACAGUGUCCCAUGUGUCGACAGCCUUUCGAAUGGAUUGAGCAGGAUAAUGAACCGCCUCCAAGCCAGACUAAUGACUCAUGA